AAAACUUCAGCUCAGCUAAUAUAUAUCAAUGUUAUAUUAAUCAUUCUAAUGUAAAUUAUUUAAAAGUCUAUUAAGUAACGUUGAGCUGACGUUUGUUUACAGCCACAUCUUUCAGUAUCGACGUUACGAGAUCAAUAUGGCUUCUUCCGUAGCUGCUGCAGCUACUGUUCGUGCUGUCAAAGGUAGAAAAAUACUUGCUACACGAGCUGCGCUUACAUUAACAUCAAGUGCAGUAAAAAAAAUUAAGGAAUUAUUAAAAGACAAAAACGAAUUUAUCGGUUUAAGGGUCAGUGUGAAACAACGAGGAUGUAAUGGUCUAAGUUACACUCUUGAUUAUGCCAAAGAAAAAUGUAAACUUGAUGAGGAGGUUGUUCAAGAUGGAGUUCGCAUUAUGAUCGACAAAAAGGCACAGUUGUCUCUGCUAGGUACUGAAAUGGAUUAUGUGGAAACUAAAUUAAGUUCCGAAUUUGUUUUUAAUAAUCCAAAUAUCAAAGGGACUUGUGGAUGCGGAGAAAGUUUCUCUGUUUAGUAAACUUAAAAAAUCGUAGUUAAUGCAGAUUACUUAAUUAUCACAAAUUUUGGUAAAAUGUGACAUCACAAAAAAAAUAAGGUAUGAUAUAAUAUGAACAAAAUGUUUUACAGAUCUCUAUUGGUUCAGAUGUAUAGAUUUAUAUAUUAAAUUUGUUUUUGUAUACUGUAAAUUAGAUUUGGCAAUAUUACAUGGCUUGUUAUCGCAGUAAAUUCAUUUCAUUAUCCUUUUUCUGUUUAAAUAAUAAAUUUUGUUGAUUAUAUGUAUACGUAUAUAACUGUAUACUAUAUGUAUACAUAUAUAAUGAAAAUUAAUCGAUUAUUAAUUCAAAAUGUUCUGAUUUCGAUACAAAAACAUCUUUCAACAUUAUUAACGUUUUCUUGUAAAAUAUUAUUACAUACAUAAAUCGUAUUUGUUGGUAAACUAACUAAUAGAUAAUAGACAACUAAUAGAUAAAAUAUGUGAGUUAUAUGAAUUAUUGAAUGUUUAUAAUAUUGUAUAUUUAUUUUGCGACUUAGUACUGUAUAUAGGAUGCUUCAUAUGAUAUGUAUACAUUUAUAGUAAUUAAUAUGAAAUAAUAUCCUGUCUGUUACAAUAAGUCUCCUAUAAAAAUUUAUAUAUCAUUCUGCAUCGUACGUGUGUAUUUUUGUAUUUCGACGAUUAUUAGAAUUAUAUGCUAUAUGUAUCUAUUAACAAUAAAUAUAUGUGUAUAUAAUUAUAUGCGUAUAUAAUUAUACAUGUAUAUAUAUGUGCGUGCAUAUAUGUAUAUAUAUGUACAGCGAGAUUUCUAAAAGAAUAAAACAAUGCUCAAAGAGUAUGACAGUGAAAUCAUAAAGCAUAAUAAAGGCACUGUUCGUUCAAACUUUAUGCGGUGGUUUUGACGUUGAUGUGCUUGAUUCAUUUUGAUUUAUUGAAGUGUACUAGCAAAGCAAACAAUUGCAAGGCAUUGAUAAAUCGUGUUAAAAACUGUAAAUAGUUCAAUUUUAACAUAUUUUCACGUAAUACUAACAUAUUGCGUAUAUUCGUCCGGUUUUACCGAUAAUAAAAAAAGUAAUUGUUUUUAACUAUUACGUUCAUUAUAAAAAGAAGUCUCUAUUAGGAUUUGGACCAACCUCUUUCGGAUCGGCAAAACGAUACCGUGUGCCUUUUUUCUUUAUAUUACAUUUUUUGUCAGUUAUUUUUAUUUUUGUCAAUUAUAUUAUUGCAUUAUAUAAAAAGAUACAAAAGAAAUUUAUCUACACUGCCGAAUGUAAAUAUUAGCCUAUCUAUUUGUCAUAUUUUGUCAAUAUCAGCGUCACUCGUGUAAGACAUAAAAGCUUUUCAUUAAGAACGUAAUCUUAUUCGUAAUUGUUACUGAACAUUAUCUUAUAUAUGUUUUCUGUUCCUCAAUUUCAUCAAUUUCACUGUUUGAAUACGAUAAAUUUGCGCGCGCUCGUAUAUACGAAAAUCGAGCGCUCCUAUUGGUGCAAUAUAUUCCGAAGUCAAAUCGAGCGUGACUAUUGGUGCAGAAUAUUGUCAAAUAAAAUUGAGCGUUUCUAUUGGGGUUCCUAUUGGAGCGUUCCUAUUGUUACGUCAAAUGGAGCUUUCCUAUUGGUCCGAAAUAUUGGGAAGUCGUAGUUUCGUGUCGUGAGGUGUCAUUGUAGUCUUGAAAGUCGUGGAGCGAAAAUUCGUCUCGUCGACCGUUACCUUGUCAUUAUUAGUACUUUGAUUUCGACUUUAUAAACAUUUCUACACUUCUAUCUGCUUCAUUUAAAUAAUUAUUGUCUGGUCACGUGACUGGAAAAAUAGAGGUUCACAUCACAGACGCCACAGAUGAUUAAUAAUCGAUAAUUCGAACUGAUACGAAAUGGAUGACACAUUGAUUAAUAAUGAAUUCGUUGGUUUCCCAUGCAGAUUUGGUAAUGAUUGAGUUAUUAUAACAAAGCAGACAUAUGUACGUGAUUAUUUUCUCUUUUCAUUGGAUAAAUGAUAAUAUUUGCUGUAUAAUUACUAUGCGACUUACAAUUGAUAUAUAGAUAUUAUUUUCUAAAUAAUUGCAUAAUUUGUUGAAAAUAUUAAGAUGAAAAAAUCACUUUUCAACGAUUAAUGUUUUAUAUCAAUAUAUAUCAAAUUAUAUGAAUUAUUUAAUUGUUAUUAGAGAAUCUAUUACGAAGUUAUUAUAUUUUUACGUAUUUGCACGAGAAAAAUCAGUUUAUUAUUUUUUCGAAAGAAUCUGCGUAAGAUAUGUUCAGACAUGUUUCGCUGCAAGAUUAUAUUAUACUCUGAAUCACUUCAAGCAUGUUUAGUUAAGAACGUUUAAUUUAUUGUAAGCAUUGUCGAAUCUUUAUAAAGUGCAGCAUAAUAUGUUAGUAAAAACCAUAUUUCAAACUCUGAUAACGAACAUUCGCAAUUGGAUUCUUCCCGAGGAAAGAAUUGAUUUUAUAUUUUAGAAUAUUAAUAAAUAUUUGAAAAUAUA
Messenger RNA from Bombus huntii, 2984 nucleotides. It is a transcript of the gene MagR, whose product is annotated as iron-sulfur cluster assembly 1 homolog, mitochondrial. The coding region runs from base 137 to 529 and encodes 130 amino acids. Gene Ontology annotation, cellular component: mitochondrion; cytoplasm. Gene Ontology annotation, biological process: iron-sulfur cluster assembly. The transcript has 5 exons. Gene Ontology annotation, molecular function: 2 iron, 2 sulfur cluster binding. The record is from RefSeq and is a predicted model, not a curated record. Lineage: Eukaryota; Metazoa; Arthropoda; Insecta; Hymenoptera; Apidae.